Styela clava is the source of this 4670-nucleotide messenger RNA. Its product is annotated as eukaryotic translation initiation factor 2-alpha kinase 3-like. NCBI's taxonomy places the organism in Eukaryota, Metazoa, Chordata, Ascidiacea, Stolidobranchia, Styelidae. Gene Ontology annotation, cellular component: nucleus; cytoplasm. The record is from RefSeq and is a predicted model, not a curated record. Gene Ontology annotation, biological process: eiF2alpha phosphorylation in response to endoplasmic reticulum stress. Gene Ontology annotation, molecular function: eukaryotic translation initiation factor 2alpha kinase activity; ATP binding; protein binding.
AUGUGUAAUGUUUAUUUUGUUAUUUUUAGUUAUCUUAAUUAAAUCCGACCAUUUACUACCUAUAAAAAGUGUCAUUGUACUACUGUACUAUGCUACAUCUAAUGCAACUAAAAUGGGCAGCAUUGUUGGCAUCACUUGGUGCUCUAACCUCUUUGCUGAAGGCGCAAGUCCAUACCCAAACAUUCAAACCAGGAAAAGAGACCAACCUGGACGAUCUUGUCAAAGUCUUUCCGACACCACACUCAAACGUUAACGAACCAAAAGGAAAUAGCCCAUUUAUUGUGGUGAGUACAUUGGAUGGAAAAAUAUCAGCGUUGGACACAAAACAUGGUGGAAAGUUGUUGUGGACAAUGGAUAUUGGGAGCGGCCCACUCGUUUCAUCGAGCAUUUCCAAACUGCAAAUCAACCAGGAUGGGAAGACAAUCAGACUCAUACCUUCAUUAUCUGGUGGCUUAUUCAAGUUUGAUGGAAAUUCUGUUGAGGCUUUGCCAUUUUCAGCUGAGCAGUUACUAUCAUCUUCAUUCAAAAUUUCUGAUGACUCUAUACUGGUUGGUGGAAAAGAAGUAACAACAUUUGGACUAGACUCUAGUAAUGGAAAUAUUGUAUAUCUAUGUUCUGCGUAUGGAUGUGAAACAUUUCAUGAGGUAUCACCAACAACCGAUGUAAUUAUUGUCAAAAGAAGUCAACAAACAGUUCGUUCUGUGGAAAAUAGGCAUGGACGUGAAAAUUGGAACUUUACCGUUGGCGAAGUCGAAUUGGAGGUUUCGAGAGGAAAAACUUAUCAGCUAUUAGAACAUUCUGGGGAUGAAAGCAGUUCGAAUGAACAGGGGUCUACCACAAUGCAUCAUCACCAUCAGGAUAACUCUCACUCUGAAGGGAAUCCAGAUGCUUCAACGGACCCAAAAUCAUCGAGUAUAUUCUCAAAACUGAAUGUAUUAGUUCCAGAAGGCACUAUCUACAAGUUCAAUGAUGAAAAUAAACCUAGUUUGGAUUGGAAGCACAAGUUUGACAGUCCAAUUGCAAAUGCUUGGUAUGUCAAUGGAGGAAACUAUCAUAAACUUGAUUUAUUCGAUCCAGAGACAGUUCCUGCAUUGAGGGAUAGAAAUCAUGGCGGAAGUAACGGAGACCCCACUAUUUAUAUGGGUUUUUAUGGAAGCCACGUCUACAUUCAAGUGUCAUCCACUACCAGGAAAGCAAUAACAAACAGUAUGAUGCCUUCACCUCGUUCACAUGUUAGACCAAGAUCUAGAUCUCCUUUUAACCAGGUAGUGAAAUUUCCAUAUCGACCAUUUACGGCAUCGUCUGAUCAUUUGAAACGUGCUGUUGUGGGUGAAUCUAAAGAAGGUGAAAUUCAAGUUUAUCAGAAAAGCAAUGCAAAAGGAAGUUGUGGGAACAAUCUUGCUAUAUACAGAGAUAAUACUAAUGGCGAAGAUGUUGGAUAUUACUUUAAGAGUGAUAUUCCAUACUUCAUAUCAAUUUCGGAAUCUGGUAAAAAGGGAAGAACAACUGAAUUAGAUGAUGGAAAUGAAUCAUAUGGAAACUCAAACAUUGAUGUUGUUUAUUCAUCUUUCAUGCAUUGGUGGAAAGAAAUCUUAUUCAUUAGCGUCACGACAUCGAUAUUCAUGCAACUCUUCAUCGUUAAAAUUAUGCAACUAUCUAAGAGCAAGGAUGAAAAUAGCCUAAAAUCAAGUUCUGGUAGUUACGCUGAUGCAUUAUCUGAUAUCCAACCUCAAAUGGUUAAUGCUUCAACUUCAUUUCAAUCAAGAUAUCUGAAUGAUUUUGAACCGAUCCAGUGUCUUGGGAAGGGAGGUUUUGGAGUUGUUUUUGAAUCUCGUAAUAAAGUUGACCAUUGUAGUUAUGCAAUAAAAAGGAUUCGACUACCUAACAAGCAAUCUGCGAGAGAUAAAGUGAUGCGUGAAGUACGUGCUUUAGCCAAACUAGAACAUUCUGGUAUUGUCCGGUAUUUUAAUGCUUGGACUGAAGAACCACCUCAGGGAUGGCAAGAAAAAGCUGAUCGAGAAUUGUUGUCAGAUAUCAGUACGUAUGCAUCAAGUGCGUCAUUUUUGGCACAAUCUACAACCCAUCCACCUCCUUCAUAUUCUAAACUGCAGACUGAUAUUGGCAACACUGGAGCGUUCACUCCAAGUCAUUCCGUGGGAGUUAGCGAAGGAUUUUCAGAAGAGACAAGAUCGUUUUCACUUCAUUCUGAUAAAUUUAAUAAAUCAGGUGAAGCCAGUGUUUUCUCUGACAUUGUUCCAACAAAGGCAGGGAAAUUUUUUCAGUCUGCAAAUACGGAUUCGUCGGAUUCGGGAGAUGAAACUGGUUCUCCUUCGAUACAAAUGGUCCCAUUCGGACGAUAUAAAGAUGAAUCCCUUAGCAUUGUUUUUGAAAAAAGUGCGCAAAAACCCAUGGGGAGCACUGGUGAUUCUGCAAUUGAAGAAGACGCAUUUAGUAGUCCAAUAGCGAAUAAAAAAGGACAUGUGCGAAACAUAUCAGAUGUUGGCAAACUGCCUCAAUAUAAAGAUAUUUAUAAAGAUUUUACUUCAACUCCUGGAAGUAAAUUGCGAAAAAGAUCAAGCUCACAGAAAUUACAAAUGCCAGAAGACAGUGACACAGGUUCGGAACUCAACGCAGUCAUUUGUCGCGAUGAAACAGACAAAAAGAAGGCAGAAGAUGAAAAAAUAAAGCCCAAAGUAGCUGUUUCUGUUUAUUUGUACAUUCAGAUGCAGUUAUGUCAGAAAGAUUCACUUCGUAAAUGGUUAGCAGACAAUCAUACAAGAGAUGAUGGAUAUUGUUUGUGGAUAUUUCAUCAAGUAUUAAAUGCUGUUCAAUAUGUACAUGACUGCAAUCUUAUCCACAGAGAUUUGAAGCCUUCCAAUGUAUUUUUCUCAUUCGACGGAGGUAUAAAAGUUGGUGAUUUUGGGUUGGUCACUGAAAGUGAUGAAUUAAGUGGUGAUAUGUUAAACGAAAGUACGAUACAUAAUGAUAAUGAUUAUUUAUCUGAUGGAUCUCAUACUGAAAGAGUUGGCACAAGAUUGUAUAUGGCCCCUGAACAGAUGAGCGGUCCAAAGUACAGUCAAAAAGUUGAUAUAUUUGCACUUGGUCUCAUAUUAAUUGAAUUAUUCACACCAUUUUCCACACAAAUGGAGAGAAUUCGUGAACUCACCAAAGCUCGAGAUGGAAAGAUUGAUAAAAAAUUUGCAAGAGAAUAUCAUCAUGAGGCGACUUUGGCAAGACAAAUGUUAUGUCAAAACCCAUCACAAAGGCCAACUGCAGUUGAGGCAAUUCAACAUGAUGUUUUCAAUGACAAAGACUUAUCACAAUAUCAAGUCAAACGAACAAGAACCUCGUCCAACUGAUCCCUGGAAUAACCAUGCUAUUUAUUACAAUUUAUUUGUAACAAUCAUAUUCAUCUACAAUCUACAUCUACCUUAUAAAUGGUUAACAUUAAAAUGAUAGGAUUUGUCGGACUUCUAAUUGACCUUUAUCGGUACUCCUAGUACUGUUCUGAAAAUAUUUUUUUAGUAUUGUGUUACAGGUAACUAUCUAUUCAACUGGAACAAACUGUAGCUUGUAUUUUUGCUUAUUUUUUGUGUAAUUAACAUCGGGCAACGCGUUUUCUGCAAAAUAAUAAGUCUUACAUCAAUUUAAUUGUGCUUUAUUCAUCCACUGUACCUAACUGACAAUCACAUCCACCGGUUGUGUUUAUCCUAACAAAUAUUUUAUUGCCUGAGCCCUAAUUUUUCUUCCUUAAACAUUGUGCCUUUGAUUGAUGCUUGAGUGAGUGUUUAUUUGAACAUAAUUAGAAUAUGUCAUAUACUAUACUGCAUUUGUAUUCGUUUUUCUUUGAACAACUACUUAUUACUUUUUGUACAACAUGAAAGUACUACCAGGUGCAUUUACACCGCUUCAUUUUUUUCUAUUGUUCUAGAUUAGAACACGCUACUGGAAAGGUGAACUGUAAAUUAUCAGUUCCCAUAGUUCAUUUAAACUGAGAACCAGGCGAGAGUGUGAUAUUCUAAAUGAUUAAUCCAUCUUAUCGACUUUUUCCUGAGAUAAAUAUGGAAAUCACAUUGUCUAUUCACUUUGAAAAUUAAGCGGUAUAUUAUUGAAUAGUUCAUAUUGAAGUUUCCUAAUGUUAGUAUCGAUUUUCACAUUUUUUUUUAAUUUGAAUUCAUAUGCUGAUCCUUAUAUUUCGAAAACAAGGUUAAAAAAUUAGAACUCUGUAAACUUGCUUCUGGAAUUGGUAUCAAUUUAUUUGUGACAAGGUGUUGUCUGAAUCAGUGGUUCUCAACCUUUUAUACUUUGCGGAGCGGUAAAAUUUCAAAACCAAUUCUGCGGACCGGUUAACCUUCCAAAAUCAACCCAGAGCUCAGGACGUAUCCAGCCGUUAAGGGCUUGAAAUGGGCGUAGGACGCCCAACCAAGUUUGGUUUACGCAAUAAUACGAGUUGAAACUCACAAAAUAAAUUGGCAGGCGAUCAAUACUUUGUAUUUUCCAAUUGAGAUAUUAAAGUCUUCUAUAAGCACAAUUUUUAUUUACUUUGCUUUGUGACUAAAUAAGUCCAUAGUCUUUAUACUUGGCUGCUAUUUGGUGUUUGAAAAUAUCUUUCGUUUAUUAUUUGUAUGCUGUAUACAAAAAAUUAAACUGUGCACUUCGUAAUAGUGUGA